Molecule: messenger RNA, 604 nt
Organism: Ruditapes philippinarum (Manila clam)
Lineage: Eukaryota; Metazoa; Mollusca; Bivalvia; Venerida; Veneridae
Exons: 3
Coding region: 107-502 (131 amino acids)
Source: RefSeq, a predicted model, not a curated record
AAAGGGGAAACAUUUAUCACACUUCAGGAAUACGUAAUACAGAUUAAGGGUUACAUAAAUCAGUUCAGCAAACAGUACCUGAAGCCGAGAAGUUGAAGCCUACACCAUGGGAAAUAAACAAUCCCGAUCUUCGUCAUCUAUAUCUACAGAUAGCUACGUUCGUGAGGUUCGCCAUGUUCGCAAAGGAAUGUCAGACAGAGACAGGCGACUUUAUAAUUAUGCAAGAAUAAAAAUUGCAGAAGAAGAUCUAGAAGAUGUUGAAAUAACCGUUGGUUUUGAAGAUCAAGAUGCCGUUGUUCUUCAGGGCGUCAAUAACCCAUCUGGAAAAGUCUACAUCGGAUUGGAUUACAAUGAUAUUCCACAGCUGGUCUGGAAAAAACGUGGCUUUUGGAGAUCAGUAAAAAGAUUCUUCAUCGGAUGUUUCAGCACGUUGAAGAGAGUCUUGUUAAGUGCUUUAUCGAUUGGCGCGUCCGAACCAAUGAAGGCUAUUACUUUCGGAUAGCACAAAGAAAUUUUUAACUGUAUACAAAUGUUCGGCUAAUUUUGAGGUCAAAAAUAACAUAUGUGGCAAAAUAUAUAAAAUUUUGAAGCUUGAAAAAUUAAA